CGCGAUUUGUGUUUGCGUGUGUGUGUGUGUGAAAAUCGCGCGCGUUUUCAGCCGCGUCUUGUUGGCAGUUGAGUUAGCGCACUAACUUGCAAAUGUUUUUUUAGCUGAACACGCUGCGUGUUUAUUACAAAUGCAAGACAUGUGAUAAGCCUAAACAACUGCAAACUUAAACAUAAUAUUCAAAUGCAACAACGUUCAACAAUGCCCGCAAAAUAUAUUAACAAUAAAUUCAACAGUCCGGCAAGUGCUUGGGCGAUUGCAACUAAAGUGUUUGUUGUUGUUUUAAUGUGCCAGAAUUGCAGCUCGCAAAGAGUGGAAACGCAACCCGAGGUCAUAGUUGAUCCGAAAUUUAGUUAUCCAAUUGCAAAUGUGACAGCGCCAGUGGGACGUGAUGCGUUUCUCACCUGUGUGGUGCAGGAUUUGGGCCCCUAUAAGGUUGCGUGGCUGCGUGUGGAUACACAAACUAUAUUGACAAUACAGAAUCAUGUAAUAACUAAAAAUCAGCGCAUAGGCAUUGCCAACUCGGAGCACAAGACAUGGACAAUGCGCAUCAGAGACAUCAAGGAGUCCGACAAAGGCUGGUACAUGUGCCAAAUAAAUACGGAUCCAAUGAAAAGCCAAAUGGGCUACCUGGAUGUUGUGGUACCGCCGGAUAUCCUAGAUUAUCCUACAAGCACGGACAUGGUCGUACGCGAGGGCAGUAACGUGACGCUCAAAUGCGCUGCUACCGGUUCACCAGAGCCGACAAUUACAUGGCGACGUGAAAGUGGAGUGGCCAUCGAGUUGGCCAACGGCGAAGAGGUGGCCAGCGUUGAGGGCACCGACUUGAUCAUACCACGCGUCAAGCGUCAGCAUAUGGGCGCCUAUCUCUGCAUCGCCUCCAAUGGAGUGCCGCCCUCAGUUAGCAAACGAAUCACACUUGUGGUGCAUUUUCCACCCAUGAUCACAGUGUCUAAUCAACUGAUUGGCGCUGUAGAGGGCAAGGGCGUCACCUUGGAGUGCCAAUCUGAAGCUUAUCCCAAGUCAAUCAACUAUUGGACACGAGAGCGCGGCGAGAUUGUGCCACCAGGUGGCAAAUACUCGGCCAAUGUUACGGAGAUUGCUGGUUACCGCAGCUCGAUGAGGCUGCAUAUCAAUCCGUUGACCCAAGCUGAGUUCGGUGCUUAUCGUUGUGUGGCCAAGAACUCGCUGGGCGAUACAGAUGGCACCAUUAAGCUAUACAGAAUACCGCCCAAUGCAGUCAACUAUGUGGAUAACUUUGAGGCGCGACAUAAGGGUAAAAAACGCACGAAAAGCUCGGAAGUGUAUCAUACGUCGCGAGCGCAGGAGCAAAGCGGCGAGGACAGCGAGAAUCCAGGCAAGCGAAAAGCUGAUUUGAGCCAGGAGAGCAUUGACAACUUGUAUGGUGGAACAUCAGCUGCGUCAACGCAUUGGCUGCUUGUCUGGCUGCUGCCGCUGCUGCUGCUGCUGAUGACAGCGACGACAUUGACAUGGCCAUUGCGAGAAACUCAACUGACAUUGUUGCCACAAACAUUGACACAAGUUUGACAACAAAACGAACUGAAGCAGUCAUUCGAUCCGAAGCCAGAGCUGGAGCUGAAGUUGAAACGCAAGCUGCUCAACAACGAAGCUUGUCAAUGCUUAAAAGCCAAAAGCUGUUGCUGAUUUAUGACCUGAACUGUGUGUGUGUGGUCGCUGGAGUUAAAGUUUGUCCAAAGUUUUACGCAAACGCAAACAUACGAUACAUAAAUAUUAGCUGCUAACUAAUAAGUCAAUCAGGCUUCCUACUCCCUACGCGUGCAUAUUCAAGCUGCUGUAUGCCUAGACAUAAGUUAAGCUUAGACAAACUGCAACUUGUAAUAUAACUAAGCACACUAAAUAUAAAACAGCAAAUACCAAAUACCAAUACAAAUACAAAGGCAAAGGACUCCGCACUCGGCACUUGUACAUAGCACGUACAGCAAAUGAGUUUGAUUUUUCGGUAUUCAUAAGUGGUAGGCGUUGUGGGCGUGGCAAUGCGUAAUGUGUAUUAUAAACCAUGUGGACAUAAUUGAAGAGACUGUAUGUGUGCAAAGUUACAUUUAAUAGCAGCCCAAUUGAAUGCAUAAUAAUUACUUACGCAUGUAGUAACUUGGCCUAAAGACAAAACGAAAAUCUAUUCAAGCGUUGCUUUCUGUUGUUCGUUGACGACAAUUGUUAAAAGCUAAAAGCAUAAAUAAUAAAUAUAAAGACGGUAAGGUAUCAGCGCAUAGAACAAAAAGUUAAAAAGUUGUUGAUUUAAAGCUUCAUAAACAAUUCUAAGAGCAUAACAAAAUUUUAACUUUACAGC
Molecule: messenger RNA, 2329 nt
Organism: Drosophila busckii
Lineage: Eukaryota; Metazoa; Arthropoda; Insecta; Diptera; Drosophilidae
Gene: DIP-eta
Product: limbic system-associated membrane protein
Exons: 12
Coding region: 184-1548 (454 amino acids)
Cellular component (GO): neuron projection
Source: RefSeq, a predicted model, not a curated record